GAAUGGAGGGGCAGAGGGGUGGGGGUGAGGCGCUCGCGCGGCCGCCGCUCCGCCACUUUCGGCUUAGGAGCCGCGCAGGACGCAGAGGAGAGCCGCUCCCCGCGGAGGAGGGAGCCGCGUUCACCGCCUCAGGACUCUGGAACCCCGGAAACUUCCGCAGAAGAGGAGCAAAGAGCCGGGAAAGAGCGGACAGCCCGCGCGCUCCUGCCCGCACACCGCUGCCCGCGCGCCGCAGACACCGGACCAGGCUGGACUUAAACGGACCGUCUGCGCUCUCAUUGAAGACAUUUUUGCAGCAGAAAACUUUUCCUGUGGGUUUCAUCUGCGCUGACAACUUCCCAUAAGAGCACACUGACAGGCCGCCAUGCUGAAGCCGGGUGACCCGAGCGGCUCGGCCUUCCUGAAGGUGGACCCGUCCUACCUGCAGCACUGGCAGCAGCUCUUCCCUCAGGCUCAGCUGAAGGCGCCCCUGGCCUCGCAGCUGCCCCCACCCGACCGCCUCUCCAUCCCCGUGGACGCCCUGCGCCAGUCCCGCCUGCACAGCCACCUCUUGGCCCCCCCUCACUGCACGUCCAGCUCUUCCUCCUCCACGUCCUCCUCCUCCUCCUCAGCUUCCUCUUCGUCCUCCUCCGUCUCCAUCUGCACCUCCUCCGGCCUCCCCCAGCUCCCCGUCCCGCAGCAGAUCGCGCUCUUUGGGCAGGCGUUGGCGCCCGUGUGCACCGGGCCCGUGGCACCCCCACCAGGGGCGGGAGACCUGGUGGUGGUGCCCCCAGAGAGCCAGCAGGGGCCAGGCCCGGCAGCGGGGCUCGUCCAUCAGGCCAAAGAGCCGAGCUGCGGGGGGGUGGGGGUGGUGUCGUCCAGCGUGAAGGGAGGGGGCAGCGAGGAGGGGGCCAAAGGCGCGGCGGCCGGCUUGAAGCUGACGUCCGAGGAGCUGGACUUCUACCUCUACGGCCAGCAGAGGAUGGAGAUCAUCCCGCUGAGCAGCCAGGCGGGGGAGCUCAGCAGCCGCUGUGACAUGUGUGCCGACAACAGGAACGGAGAGUGUCCGAUGCACGGCCCGCUCCACUCCCUGCGCCGCCUCGUCGGCACCAGCAGCACGGCGGCGCCCGUCACUCUGCCGGACGUUCCUGAUUGGCUGAGAGACCUUCCCAGAGAGGUGUGUCUGUGCACCAGCACCGUCCCUGGUCUGGGUUACGGCAUCUGCGCCUCCCAGAGGAUCCCUCAGGGAACCUGGAUCGGCCCGUUUCAGGGCGUGCCGCUGACUCUGGACAAGCUGCAGUCUGGAGCUGCCAGGAACACCCGGCACCUGUGGGAGGUGAGGAGGGGGGGAGGGGGAACCUUGAUGCAGGGUAUGGUCAGUAGGCUGGUUUUGUGCACGUGUGGGCGUGCACAGAACCUGAACAUCCCAGUCAUCUUCUGAACAAUGUUCAUGGUUUUGUUGUUUCUGCUAAA
Molecule: messenger RNA, 1452 nt
Organism: Oryzias melastigma (Indian medaka)
Lineage: Eukaryota; Metazoa; Chordata; Actinopteri; Beloniformes; Adrianichthyidae
Product: putative histone-lysine N-methyltransferase PRDM6
Exons: 4
Coding region: 365-1420 (351 amino acids)
Source: RefSeq, a predicted model, not a curated record